AUGUACAAUUUGCGACAUGCUGAAUCGGACUUGCCCCAAAUGAAAAGAAGACAAAUGGAGGAAGUUCAUGAAUUCAAAGAACUUCAAGAUGAAGGAAGAAGUGAACAAUUACAGUGUCAUCAGUGUGCGUUUGAUACCAGUUGCCCUAAUACAUGUGUUCAAAAUGCUAACAUCCAUGAGAAAGAUAAAAGGCAUUAUUGCUGUGAAGAAUGUAACUUCAUGGCAGUAACAGAAGAGGAAUUGGAAUGCCAUCGAGGCAUUGCCCAUGGAGCAGUGGUAAAAUGCCUUGCUGUCAAUUCUGAUAAAGAGCAGAGAAAAUCACCACAGAAGACUUUGAUAAAAGACUCAAUCAUAGAAUCAUCCACAAAGUCAGCUUCCUACAUGGGUAGGAUGUGUCAUUUCUCUACUUCAGCCAGAAGUGUUUUAAAAAGGCACAUGGAAUACUUAAAUUCAUCAUCAUGUGUUGAUUCAUUUGGUAGUUCUCUUGGACUUGAUAAAGAAAAAAAUGACAUCCUUGAAGAACCUAAAGAUGUUGAUGGUACUAAGCCAUUAGUUCAACAACAGUCAACCACAUUUCCAAAGAACUCUCCUCUAAAACAAGAUGUGAAGCAAACAUUUGGAUCAAGCUUACAAUCAAAUAAUUUUUCAAAACUCCAUAAGUAUCCACAGGGAAUACAAAAAACUCAUAAAAGUGUUGCCCAGUCAGGUGUAAAUAUGUACAAUCAAAACAACUCUCCUCACAAGACUGCUAUGAGUAAAACCAGCAUUAACCAAAAACCUAAGUAUUUUCAUCAGGCAGCAAAAGACAUAUCAAAUGCCAAGGCAGAUAGCAACUAUUUAUAUAGACACACAUAUGAAAACUAUGGAAUGAUAAAACUAUCAGACCCUGUUAACCUUGACACCAAAAAGCCAGAAAGCUUCAAAGACCAUAGGAGUGCAGCUGUAGAAAGAGUACUUAAAGAAUGUAUGGAAGAGACUUGUAUCGGAGGGGAAGACUUGGAUAACCAUUCAGUUUUUUUGCACAAGAUGACUGUUGCUGCUUUGCAAAACCUUAAUUCUGCAAAGAAAUAUAGUUUUAUAACAGAAGAUGAAACUUCCUGCGACAAAGUUGAGCUAGGUAACUACACUAGACAGGCCAUAAAAAAUGAAGCCUAUAAUAUGAUUAAUAAAGAUGAUGUGAAACUAUUCCCUCAAUUUAAAAUUGAGGUAGAAAAACAAAAGCCUGGAGAAAAUGCUGCCUUUAGUUAUGAUCAAAAUGAUGACUUUAAUUGCGAACAUUAUGAAGAUGCUGCAACUAAUAACUUUUUGCAGAAUAUUUAUGACCCUCAGCAUUUAAAAAAUACAGAAACUUCAUUAUCAAAUCAUAAUUCUGUUUCUCAUUGGACUGAUUUGUCUCUUAAGAAGGAAUUGGGCCCUUAUUGUCCAACGACAUUUGAAAAAGAUAUAGGGUUGUCAAGUCACGUCCAAGAUCAUCUUCAUCAAGCAUGGUUAAGCUAUAAAGACGGUCCUGUUGCAUCACCAGAACAAAUAUCCAAAAGUGACAAGAUGCCACAUUUUAAAAGAAUAGGGCCACCUGUUACGCAAGUUAGAAAAGCUAUACUGAGCUCUGAAUCCACUUCCACACAUACCUGUCUACACUGUGGAGAUUGGUUUCAUUCUAAAAUUGGGCUGUCAAAUCAUGUUAGAGGACACUUGAGAAGACUUGGAAAAACCAAAUGGGAUGCUCACAAAUCUCCAAUCUGUGAUCUGAAUGAGAUGAUCCAAAAUGAAGAAACAGAAGAAAUAACCUUAGAGUCAUCAAACACCAGUCAUCUUAUUCCUAGAUCAUUUGUGGCUCAAAAACUUCCCUCAAAUGAAGACUUUCUAUAUCAAAAUGUUAUACCUCAUGGAGCAUACUCUAAUAGUCUAAAAUAUCUAUCAGCGUCUGCACCAGAAGAAAAAGGACCUAUUUUCUUAAAUGAAUAUGAUGAACCAAAACCAGAACUGCCCUGUGGAAAAAGGAAUCAAUCUCUUGAACCUAUAAAAUGUCCUAAAAAUAAAAGAAUACGAAAAGAAAUAAAGUCUGCUAUUUCUGUUCCAAAGACAACGGGAAGAAAAAGUCUUGUUCAUAGAUGUGUUCCUCCGCUAAGUAAAGAUAGUACAUUCAAGUAUUGCCCCAAAAAAGUGAAAACGAAGGCCCGCUCGGCUUUAAAAUGUAAGGGAAAGAAAUCAAAGCCAAGAUUUGGAAGAAAGAACAAAACACUAUCAUUAACUGAAGAAAUGGAAGACAUUUACAUUUUCCGAUGCAGGUUUUGUGACCUAGCUUUUCGCGGACCAAUGUCUAUUCAGGAGGAGUGGAUUAAGCACUUACGACGACACACUGUAAACAUUACUAUUCCCGGUACUGGAGCAGCCAUGGUGGAAGUCAGAUUCCCACAUUAAAGGCCUGCCUCCAUUACAGAAGCUUCAUUUUCUCUACUAGUGGCAGAAGCAGCUUCAUAG
Lepus europaeus (European hare) is the source of this 2481-nucleotide messenger RNA. Its product is annotated as zinc finger protein 644-like. Gene Ontology annotation, cellular component: nucleus. The transcript is spliced from 3 exons. Gene Ontology annotation, molecular function: RNA polymerase II cis-regulatory region sequence-specific DNA binding; DNA-binding transcription factor activity, RNA polymerase II-specific. The record is from RefSeq and is a predicted model, not a curated record. Lineage: Eukaryota; Metazoa; Chordata; Mammalia; Lagomorpha; Leporidae. Gene Ontology annotation, biological process: regulation of transcription by RNA polymerase II.